Messenger RNA from Triticum dicoccoides, 411 nucleotides. RefSeq lists its product as uncharacterized. Lineage: Eukaryota; Viridiplantae; Streptophyta; Magnoliopsida; Poales; Poaceae. The record is from RefSeq and is a predicted model, not a curated record. The transcript is spliced from 3 exons. Bases 88 to 405 code for a protein of 105 amino acids.
AAUGGUGAUAGCAUCAGCUCAGGGGGUCCUUAUGAUGGAGAGCGUGUAGGAAAUACACUUCAGGGUGACGUUGACAGCAACAGGGAAAUGUCGGUGGAUGAAGCAACUGAUGAUGCUUUGUUGGGUGUAUCAUCGCUGGAACCAAGUGAUUAUAUGGAGGAAGAAGAGGACGGGAUAGAGUUGGACGAUGAGUUCCUGGCUGUGGCAACACAGGUGCCCAUAGAUUACACGAUGCAUGAAGAGGAACUAAAUGAGGAAAACAAUUUGGUUGGCCUUAAUAACUUAAGGGGCAUGCUUGCUGCACUGAAUACAUGCAUCAGAUGGGUAGCAUGGAUAGCAGGUACUCCCCUGUUGCGAGUUACUAACCGAGACACUAUAAUAGAAAUAAAUUGCGGAAAAGAGUGAAAACCU